GCGCGAUGCGGCGGGAACGCUCUGCGAGCUGCAAGUCGCGGCAAGUGCCAUAGCCGACUCGCGGGUCGACUGCUUGAGUAGCUGCAGGCAUUUGCGGUGCGCUGCGCUUGUGGUUCCUUCUCCAUUGAUGACUGCGCGCUGGAGCGUCGACUCGCAAGAACAGCGCGCCGGCGUCACGCAGGCAUCUGUCCAAUCAAGUCCACGCAUGCAGGACCGUCCGUCGACGCGUCUUCGACCUUGAGCAUCACAUGCAGUCGCAUUCGCGGUCGCGGGCGCUUGUCGACCAUGUCAUAUUGGUCGUAAUUAGCUCCAAUGACUUGGUGAACCAACCAUCAGCGCAUGCUACCGCCCAGGUGAACGCACCGUAGCGUGCCACGUCAUACCUCGCAACUGCUGAGCACAUGGGUGUCGAGGACGCAUCCUCCUCCAAGCUUUGCAGCCGAUGGGAAAUGAAGCUGCUGGAGGCUCGUGGUAUAGCAUGAGCAGCCAAGGCAAGAGUACGAGGCGGCCAUGAACGGCACCAGCCAAGAAGGCUGUCCCCAGGCUCAUGAUAGCCAGCGCGAAACCGCACCUGACCGAGCAUCGUACUUGUUUCGACACAUCCGAUCUUUCCGCGACCCUUGGCGAUGGACAGCAUCAAGGCGGCGCUUGCGAGCAGCAAGAGCGAGGACCCCGCAGACUUGCGGGAGCCCCAUGUCGUCGAGAAGGUGCUCUCGGACGAGAUCGAUGGCGCUUGGGCCGACGGGAAGGCGCCGAUCGAGAUGAUUACGACGUUUCUUGGGCACCUCGAGGACGAGGAGACGGAAGAGGCGCUCGCACUCGCGCAGCAGAUCUUGGCGCAUGAGCCGGCGAACCAGUUGAUCAAGAACCUCCAGACCGCGCUGCAGCUCAAGCUCGUUGUCGACAACCAUGCGGAGGCCCACGACUCGAGCGAGAGCAGUGACGACGACGAGGACGACGAGGAAGACGAAGAGGAUGAAGACACGGACGACGAUGGUCAGGACAACGAAGCGAUGCUCGCUGAGGCCAAGGACGUCGAGCUCUAAGUCCUGUGGUGAUUGUAUCCUAAUCUAUCAUGAAUUGCAUGCUGGCUACUCGCGAUGCGGGGCAACGUCGA
Molecule: messenger RNA, 1117 nt
Organism: Saprolegnia diclina VS20
Lineage: Eukaryota; Oomycota; Saprolegniomycetes; Saprolegniales; Saprolegniaceae
Exons: 5
Coding region: 627-1046 (139 amino acids)
Source: RefSeq, a predicted model, not a curated record